Eremomyces bilateralis CBS 781.70 is the source of this 438-nucleotide messenger RNA. RefSeq lists its product as uncharacterized. The transcript has a single exon. The annotation marks the transcript as partial. NCBI's taxonomy places the organism in Eukaryota, Fungi, Ascomycota, Dothideomycetes, Eremomycetales, Eremomycetaceae. The record is from RefSeq and is a predicted model, not a curated record.
ACUCCUGAACCGACUCCUGAACCGACUCCCGAGCCGUCUCAGCCUUCCAGUGGCGGAAGUUAUAUCGAUACCGUCAACAGUUUCCGCAACAAAGCCGGCCUUCCCACGAUGACCUGGGAUGAGAGCCUGGUUUCCAACGCGGCGGAUGCGGGAGCCGGCACCAAAGGCACCACGCUCGUUCACAAGCUGAACAAGGGAACCGGAGGCCAGGUCAUGGUCUUUGGCUUUGAGGACAAUGCCUCCUGCAACCGCGAUACGCUGGACCUGGGCGGCUUCGGCUUGUCGUACUACAGCUGGCUUUGCGAAGUCCCGAGCGACGGCGCGUUGGGCAGUGACUUCUGCAGCAAAGUUUUGAGCACGGCCCGGAUCAACACGGAGGGACAGACCGGACAUUACGAUAUUCUGUCCAGCUCCAAGUACACCAAAAUCGGUUGCGCC